Messenger RNA from Manihot esculenta (cassava), 1366 nucleotides. RefSeq names its product probable xyloglucan endotransglucosylase/hydrolase protein 23. Gene Ontology annotation, biological process: xyloglucan metabolic process; cell wall biogenesis. Gene Ontology annotation, cellular component: cell wall; apoplast. Gene Ontology annotation, molecular function: hydrolase activity, hydrolyzing O-glycosyl compounds; xyloglucan:xyloglucosyl transferase activity. The transcript is spliced from 3 exons. The record is from RefSeq and is a predicted model, not a curated record. NCBI's taxonomy places the organism in Eukaryota, Viridiplantae, Streptophyta, Magnoliopsida, Malpighiales, Euphorbiaceae. The coding region runs from base 170 to 1180 and encodes 336 amino acids.
GGCGAAAGGAAGAGCACGUAAGAGGCCCACACUUAUGGUGUUUGAUCAAUGGCCUCUUCCAGCCACCGUCUCUGCACUUUCUGACCAAAACCGCGUCUCAUUAUUUCUUUCUGUACGUACCCUUCUCUGCCAUUGAUUGCAGCCAGCUCUCCGCAACUUUGCUUACCUGAUGGAAACUUCCUACUCAUUUACUCUCUUCUUUUUCAUUUCUACAGUGAAGCACUUCUACUAUAAAACCCACCAAUGCUUAGCCAUUUCCGCCUCCCACUUCAGAACAAUUUAUAUUUUCUCACAUCCAUUUCUCAUUACAAUGGCUUCUUCAAGAGUUUGUAUAAUCUUAUUGAUCUCUCUUACAAUUUGCUCUCUGAUGGUUGCAUUUGCUGGGAACUUCAACCAAGAGUUUGACAUCACCUGGGGAGAUGGCCGAGCUAAGAUACUCAGCAAUGGGGAGCUUCUUACACUUAACCUUGACAAAGCUUCUGGGUCGGGAUUUCAAUCCAGGAAUGAGUAUCUGUUUGGGAAGAUUGAUAUGCAGCUCAAGCUUGUUCCUGGCAACUCCGCUGGAACUGUAACUGCUUAUUAUUUAUCUUCUAAAGGGUCAACUUGGGAUGAGAUUGAUUUCGAGUUCUUGGGGAAUUUGAGCAAUGAUCCGUACAUUCUCCACACCAACGUGUUUAGCCAAGGCAAAGGCAAUAGAGAGCAACAAUUUUACCUGUGGUUUGACCCAACUACAGAUUUCCACACCUAUUCCAUCCUCUGGAAUCCUCAACUUAUCAUCUUCUCUGUGGAUGGUACCCCAAUUAGAGAGUUCAAAAACUUGGAGUCCAUUGGUGUUCCAUUCCCAAAGAAUCAACCAAUGAGGAUUUACUCUAGUCUAUGGAAUGCUGAUGAUUGGGCUACAAGGGGUGGUCUUGUAAAGACAAACUGGACUCAAGCUCCUUUCACUGCUUCCUAUAGGAACUUCAAAGCAAAUGCUUGUGUUUGGUCUAGUGGAGCAUCUUCUUGUGGUGCAAAUUCUACAACUUCUGCCUCUAACAGCAAACCUUGGCUUUCAGAUGAACUUGAUUCAACAAGCCAGGAGAGGCUGAAAUGGGUGCAGAAGAAUUAUAUGAUAUAUAAUUACUGCACUGAUUCGAAGAGAUUUCCACAGGGACUUCCUCCUGAAUGCAAUAUGUCUUAGAUCUGUGAUGAACUCAAUAUUGGUUAUGUAUAGGGAAAUUAAUACCUCGGUGUCUUGUGUUAAUGUAUAGAAAGGUGUUCAUGAGAAUGGUUUCAAUAAUUUUUGUUGUAUUUGAGAUUCAUGAAUUUAAAUUCAAAAUAAUGUUAAAUAUUUUGUUUGAUUAAUAGAAAGAAUUUUAAUUUCUAA